AUGUUAUCCCGUGUCCCCAGAAGACCUAAUAUCUGCCUGGAUUGGAAGACCAUCAUCUUCCUGGAGAUCGCCCCACGUGCUUUCCAACACCGACUUCCAAAGAACCCCAACCCCGGCCAACCACAGUCCAACACCGACUUCCAAAGAACCCCAACCCCGGCCAACCACAGUCCAACCCCAACUUCCAAAGAACCCCAACCCCGGCCAACCACAGUCCAACCCCGACUUCCAAAGAACCCCAACCCCGGCCAACCCCAACUUCCAAAGAACCCCAACCCCGGCCAACCACAGUCCAACCCCGACUUCCAAAGAACCCCAACCCCGGCCAACCACAGUCCAACCCCAACUUCCAAAGAACCCCAACCCCGGCCAACCACAGUCCAACCCCGACUUCCAAAGAACCCCAACCCCAGCCAACCACAGUCCAACCCCAACUUCCAAAGAACCCCAACCCUGGCCAACCACAGUCCAACCCCAACUUCCAAAGAGAAAUACUUCACACAACACGUAAUUCAACUGAAAGCUUUAUUUCUCAACCUGCAGUCCACCCAACUCCGACCAACCACAGUAGGGCCGUAG
This is a messenger RNA of Rana temporaria (common frog), 579 nucleotides long. RefSeq names its product extensin-like. Bases 1 to 579 code for a protein of 192 amino acids. The record is from RefSeq and is a predicted model, not a curated record. NCBI's taxonomy places the organism in Eukaryota, Metazoa, Chordata, Amphibia, Anura, Ranidae. The transcript is spliced from 2 exons.